This is a messenger RNA of Striga asiatica, 972 nucleotides long. The record is from the annotation of a GenBank genome assembly. NCBI's taxonomy places the organism in Eukaryota, Viridiplantae, Streptophyta, Magnoliopsida, Lamiales, Orobanchaceae.
AUGGAUUUCUCAAAUAAAAGUCCACCACCAGUCAAUGAGCAGAUUAUGGAUUUCUCUGUGGCAGCAACUCAGCAGCAACCAACCAUAACUCCAGAGAACACUACCAUCAAGGGUCAGAAAAGGACAUGGACUAGAAGGCAGGCCAAGUUAGCAGGUGCUAGUUCCUCUAUGGGCCCUCCUAAAGCUGAAAUUCAAGAGAGAAGCAAAAGAGUCAGACAAGAGGAAGCUAAUAUGGAAGUUGACAUCCAUCAAAUCUUCUGUCAACCUUUUUGUAUAGAAAUAGAGUUCAGUCUGAAGGCCAAUACUCACAGGUCCUGGUUUGUUUUUGUCUAUCUCAGUCCCUGCAGAGCUACCAGAGUCCUCAAUGUCUUCAGAAGUGCCUCUGAUCACAAUCUUCUGUUUCUCCAUACUGGCAUUACUCAGAACCGCAGGAAAAAAGCCUUCUGUUUUGAUAAGAGAUGGUUGAAGCAGCCAAGAAUCAAAGAGGAAAUUCAAAAUGUUUGGGCCCAACCUGUAACUGGCUCAGCCAUGUUCACCCUUUCAGAGAAAAUUAAAGCCACCCGACAAAUUUGGAGACUCAUCACCAAGCCAGGCCUGCUAAUGUCAAGGGUCCUUAGACACAGAUACUUCCCAAAUGGAGACUUCUUUGGAGCUAAACCUACUCAGAGUGCAUCAUGGUUAUGGAGAACAUGGCUCAAGCUGCAAAAAACCUUUCUACAAGGGUUUAUCAUGAAAGUCAGCAAUGGCAGGAAAACUAAAAUUUGGGAGCACCCAUGGGUCCCUGAACUCACAACCCGCAAACUCUUGGUAAAAACCACCACAUCACCCAAUCUGACAUGGGUAUCUGAAUUAAUUGCUGCAGAUGGCAUUUCUUGGAACACAACCCUAAUCAGAAACAGUUUCCCCCAUCAUGAAAGUGAAUCCAUCCUCAAAAUCAAAUCCUUGAGUAACCAUCUCCCUGACAAACCUAUC